Oncorhynchus kisutch (coho salmon) is the source of this 11538-nucleotide messenger RNA. Its product is annotated as collagen alpha-1(XXII) chain. The record is from RefSeq and is a predicted model, not a curated record. Gene Ontology annotation, cellular component: extracellular matrix. Bases 3894 to 8768 code for a protein of 1624 amino acids. Lineage: Eukaryota; Metazoa; Chordata; Actinopteri; Salmoniformes; Salmonidae. The transcript is spliced from 64 exons.
ACUGUAGUGUCCUCCCAUCCCCUGCCUUCAACCCAGUGCUAUACACAGCACAACAACAGCCUUUAUUCAUGGGCUCUCUCAGAGAAGAAAUGAUUCGGCAACAACUCAAGCAAGAGGAAUUUGCCAAACCUGGCUUGCCCCGACCAGAAGACCUGCUGACCUCUCAGGCUAAAAAUAGCAUUAUGCAUCUCAUCAGCCAGAAGCACCCGCUGGCGCCUAAAAACGUCUGUGAUUCCAAAACACCUGUCCUCCAUCUGUCAGCCACACAGGGAGGGGAAGAGGAGGAAGUGGUGGUGAUGGUGGGUCGGCUUAUGCCGGAGUCUGCCAUGCUGCCCACGCCAGGCCAGGAGGGCCCUGCCACCCAAAGGGACUCCUUGCUCCUGGUCAGGUAUGUAUUAUGUAAACAUUUGUUCAUUCAUUCAUGCAAUCGUUCAUUUGUUUGUUUGUUUGUUUGUUUGUUUGUUUGUUCCUUCCUUCCUUCCUUCCUUCCUUCCUUCCUUCCUUCCUUCCUUCAGGUCCAGGUCUCCCCUGCCUGGCUCGUCCCAGGAGAAGGAGGGGAAGAACCUGCCCCCGCGGCGGCCUCUGAAGCUGGCACCUCUGGAGCUGCCCAGGGAGGUACAGAAGGCACAGAGACAGAAGAUUAAGGGGAUUGGGCUGGAGGCCAAGGCUGCUGCCCAUAAGCUGGACACGACGGGGGGCGACCAACCCUGCUCCAGGAAGGUGAAGGAUUGUGGGGUGAGAGGAGAGGGACUAGGACUGGUUAAAGGUACGGCAGAGUGUGUCUCCACCCCAGCCCCACAUCCCUUACCUCUGAAUGAAACAGUACCCAGGGUCCAGCGACAUCAGAAGGUUAGGAGAGCGCAGCUAGCCCGUGCCAACCAAAUCCAGAGACAGACAGGAGACAGGCUCUCGGAAGAUGCUGGUAUUAAUGUUAACGGCCCUCCUCCUCCCCCUAUCAGCAAACCAGCCUCUCCCUCUUCCUCUCUCCCCACCAGCGCCAAAGCUCAGGUCCAGCAGGUGGUAGCACCACAUGGCGAGGAGAGCUCAUGCCAAGUGGCUGGCACAUUCCAGCAGGAUACCGGUGGGCGGAGGCUGCGUCUCAGGAGGGCAGAGCACCUCGAAGAGGAUCAGAGCAAAUCUAACAUGUCAACAGUAGGAUUACCUGGGGAAGAGGCCAACCUGGCAAAAGGUGUCCAGCAAGGAAAAGCCCUGAGGGCAGAGAAUACAGAGGAGGCUCUGAGAAAGCCCUGAAGCAGGCCAGUCACAUACUGGAGAAGGCUUCCAGGUAGAACGUCAGGCCGGAAUCACCGGAGAAUCCGCUGAAAGUGUCCGAAGAAUGGCAGAGAGAAAUCGCCAGGACGCUGUCCUUUGACCUCUGACCCCUGAUCUUUGACUUAUUAACCCCUGACUCCUUUUGACCAGGCCAGGAAGUAGCGAAAACAGACUUGACAGUGUUCAGUCAUGUGUUUACAUGUGCUUAUCACCUGGAGAUUAGGAUAGAAAAGCCCCUGCAUCUUACUUCACACAGCAUCUGCUAUUCAAAGCAACAAGCAGGUUACAAUGCCAAGUUCCCUGGCAGGCAGUAUGUACAGUAUACUGUACAGAGGAUAAAUAUAGAAGUAUAUUAUGGACCAAAAACAUAUUUAUUUAUUUAUUAUUUUAUAAAAAGAUGAUGCUCGUAAUAAAUUACAUUUAACCAUUGUAGAUAUCCUAACAUAGGCUAUUCAAUGUCAUAUUUUGGAUGAAAUAUGUCUGCACAUGCAGAUGACAUUCGAUCAUCUUUCUGCACCUUAGCUACUUCGUCAGGCGUGCAGUAGAUUCCUGUAGUACAUGCAAUCUCAGAAGAAUGUCUUUAAUCAAUGUUUGUCCUCCAAUCAGCAUGCAUUACAGCUCUAUGUGUGUUUGGUAACAGAACAACGGCCAUCCCUCACUGUAACAAGUGAAACACUCACAGAGACGAUGUUACUCUAGUCUAGACAUCCACGUUUUUAAGGUGACCCAUUUGUUUUCAAUUUAUUCCCUAAAUGUGGAUGCAGACAUUCCAGACAGUAGUUAUGGGAAUGUGAUUUAGUUCAUGUAAUAUAUGUUUAUCAUAGAGAAAAGAAGUCUCCUGAAACAUAUGUGAGAUUUCAAGUACAAUUGUUUUCGAGGGUAUGUCAAAAUGAACUGACAGUGAGAUAACACAUGCAAAACCAUAUCACAACCAUUCAUACAUCCGAGCAAGUGAGUCGUAUUAGGCAAGUCUCUCAUUGACAGACUUGCAACACAAGAGGCUUCUAAUACACUACUUUCUGCCUUGAGUACUGCUGCAUUCUGACAGUGAAUUCAUAAAUUGUUUGAAUAUAUAUGUGAACCCUGCGGGAAUUGAACCUACGACCAAAACCCUCAAUGAGUCAGCCUGACACCAGUAGCACAGCAAUGUCCAUCUGCCCCAGACCAUGAGCUGACCACCAGACUUCCUGACCGUUUCACACCACGUAGUUAGGCUGGCCUAUACUCACUUUCCCUGAUUGACUGACUGCAAAGUUAAUCACAAAUAUGAUCUCAGAAUGUAUAGCCAUUAGGUCCAAUGUAUGUAUUUGUCAAUGACGUACAAUAAUAAUCAUUUUGGUUGGAUGCUUAUAUUUGUCCUUUAUUAUAACCAUGUGUGAAUCGUAACAUUAUUAUUAUAUAUAUUUUUUUACAUAUCUCAACUCCCCCUGAGCAAACACACAACCAGGACAAAACGUUGUUUUAACGUUGACUCUGUUGUGUACUUUAAUGCACUUACCUGUAUCAAUCACUUUCCAGUUCAAACAAGGCACCUCAAUCUGAGAGACGUGUAAAGCACAGAGGGGACCGACUGGGGGAGGGAGAGGAGUUCUGAGAGCUAUUGGGGAAAGGGAGACAUGCCAUUCUGACAGGAUAUCUGGCAACUUCACUAAGAGAGAGAGGAAAGAGAGAAACCAAAACACUGGAGAACAAGACCACUGUUUCCCCUUUCUUUCCCCCUCCUGCAGGGAACAUGGCUGACAAGUAAACAUUACUUCUCAAUGUGGUUAACAUACAUUUUCCUAUGUUGUUUUAAAUAAUUUAGCACUUUUCAGAAUGUAAAAUUGCUGUCCAAUUCUACUACAUAAGAGACAGAUUAGCACAAGCACAAGGAGGAGCACAAGACACAUAAAGCUUCAAGCACAUGCUAAUCAUUUUCCUGACACAAAUACACCCUCACCACCAUACAGCAAGUUCCCUGCUAGAGUAGAUCCAUCCCACCACGGCCACCACGCGCCCAUCACCACAGCUGCACCUACAGGCAGGGUUAUGGCUGAAGUGUUGGAGUGGAUGGACAGAGGAGGCGGGGUGGCUGAGAGAGAAGCUGUGUGUAUUCUGUUUCUGAGGGCAGCAACACUUCAGAUGGGCGCAGCUCCGGCAGCCAUAAAGAAGAAAAAAAAGAGACAAAAAUAUAUCCAGAAAGUUGGUCUAUAAUUGGCCAGGCCUGUCAGGGUUGUUUUUAUGCCUGUGAGCUGAACAGCUAGCUAGAGCAGUACAAGCCACCUCAUCCACUAGUGAAACCAUACACUUUCAACCUCAGUCAGUUCCUCCCUCUCUAUCCACCCAUCCAAGAGGUUGUAGCAGAUGCUCACCUCACUUUGGACUUUUUAUCAACACUUGGAUUGACAUCGUGGUGGAUUUUAGGAUUACAUUUCUUCACACCUGUAAAGGAAGUCAUUUGGGGGGAUUCACCGUUGGAUAGGGGAUGGUGCCUUAAUGCUGAGCUAAGGAACAAGUGAGAACUGGAGGAUAGGAGCCACACAGAGCGAGAGAGAGACCUCCAGUGAAACUAAGUGAUCUGCAAUCCAGGUUGGAGACUUUGAUGGUGAUCACAACCUAAGCUCAAAAGACCAGAGGCUGAUAUGGAGCUGCGACUGGGAUGCAGGGCUUCCCUGGUCCUGGUCAUACUGGUCCUGACACUCUCAGGACUGAAGGUUGAUGCUCAGAGCAGGGCAGGCUGUAAGAACGUGCACUAUGACCUGGUGUUCAUCCUGGACACGUCGUCCAGUGUGGGGAAGGAGAACUUUGAGAAGAUCCGCCAGUGGGUCUCCAACCUGGUGGAGUCGUUCGACGUGGGCCCGGACAAGACGCGUGUGGCCGUGGUACGCUACAGCGACCGGCCCACCACAGAGUUCAACCUGGGACGGUACAGCACCAUGGACGAGGUGAAGAGGGCCGCCAGGAACAUCCGCUACCUGGGAGGGAACACCAUGACCGGGGACGCCAUAAGCUACACCACCACCAACAUCUUCACAGAGCGGGCCGGGGCCAGGCCUGCAGCCAAGGGCAUCCAGAAGGUGGCUAUCCUCCUGACGGACGGGAGGAGCCAGGAUUACGUAUUGGAGCCUUCCAAGGCGGCGGCGAAGGCCGGGGUGAGGAUGUUCGCAGUGGGCAUCGGGGAGGCUCUGAAGGUGGAACUCGAAGAGAUCGCUGCGGAACCUAAGAACGCUCACGUGUUCCAUGUGACAGACUUUAACGCCAUCGACAAGAUCAGAGGGCGGCUGAGGAGACGGCUCUGUGAAAACGUGCUGUGCCCCAAUAUGAAGGUCCAACCAGACCGCUUCAAACCCAACAGUACCAGUUAUGGAUUGGAGGAAGUUCCAGGGUUCGACCUGAUGGAAUACUUCAAAGUGGAAAACAUACUGGGACCAAGGUUUGAUGAGGGCCAAAGCUCCUAUGUUCGACUAGGGACCAUGCCUAUUGUACAACAGACAGAAGAUGUGUUCCCUCAAGGUCUGCCAGAUGAAUAUGCUUUUGUGACGACUUUCAAGUUCAGGAAGACCUCGAGACGAGAGGACUGGUACCUCUGGCAGAUCUUUGACAAGUAUGGAAUUCCACAGGUGUCUAUCCGUCUGGACGGUGAGAACAAGGCAGUGGAAUACAAUGCAGUGGGGCUGACCAAAGACGCAGUGAGAGCUGUGUUCAAGAACGAGGAGGUGGACAACCUGUUCGACAGGAACUGGCACAAGAUCGCCCUGAGCGUCGAGGCCAAGGCUGUGUCUCUCUACCUGGACUGCAAACUCAUUCAGACCCUGCCCAUCGGGGACAGGGAGGACAUCGAUAUCCACGGGAAGACUGUGAUCGGGAAGAGGCUGUACGACAGCGUGCCCAUUGAUUUUGACCUUCAGAGAAUGAUCAUCUACUGUGACUCCAAACACGCUGAGCUGGAGACCUGCUGUGAUCUGCCCACCGGGCCGUGCCCCAAGAAGGUGGUGACGGAGGCCCCUCCCAUAGAGAUUCCCACCCCCACCCCUGCAAGGGAGGAGCAGCAGAGAGGACCCCAGGCGGUCAACUGCUCAUGUCCCGCUGGAGAGAGGGGAGAGAUCGGUGUACCUGGCGUUGCCGGGCCCAAGGGUGAAAAGGGUGAUACUGGUGCUCUGGGAGCGGCUGGACCUUCUGGCCUCAAGGGAGCCAAAGGAGAAACUGGCAAAGUAAUAUCUGUCAAGGGAGACAGAGGUGAGAAGGGUGAUCUCGGGAGACGGGGGACAUCCGGCGAUGAAGGAUCCAAAGGGGAGAAGGGAACCAGUGGAGCGGCAGGUCUUGCUGGGAAAGAUGGAUCUAAAGGAGAAAGAGGUGAAUCUGGGCUGGCAGGCGAUCAGGGAUUACCUGGACCUCUGGGACCAAAGGGAAUUGAAGGAGACUCGGGACUUCCUGGUUCAUCUGGACCCAAAGGUGUCGGUGGUGAAAAAGGUUUGAAAGGAGAUAAAGGAUCAGGAGGAUUACGGGGUGCCAAAGGUAUUGACGGAUUUCCUGGAAAACCUGGUGUUCCUGGAAAAGAUGGUUUGGGAGGACUGACUGGUGCACCUGGAGCCGCUGGAGUGAAAGGGGAAAAGGGAGAGAUGGGCCCUGCUGGAAUGCCUGGGGAUAUGGUUCAAAGCGAGGGCUUGAAAGGAGUGGAUGGACCUCCAGGACCUCGUGGCCCUCCAGGGCCUGACGGCCCCCCAGGACCCCCUGGUGCACCUGGUCAACUUGGUUUACCUGGCGAACCUGGAGAGUUUGGCCAAAGGGGCAAGAAAGGUGAAAGUGGAUUACCUGGUGUCGAUGGGCUACCCGGACCUCCUGGUCCCCAGGGGCCUCCUGGAGGGCAAGGAAACCCUGGACAAACUGGACCUCCUGGUCUACCUGGUGAGAUUGGAUUUUCAGGGAAACUAGGAGAGCCUGGCAAAGCUGGUUUACCUGGAAACGAUGGGCUGGACGGAGUUCCAGGAAAUGAUGGAGACAAGGGGCCUAGAGGAGAGUCUGGAUUGGAUGGCUUCCCUGGUAAACCUGGUCCUAAGGGUGAAGAAGGAACACCUGGGCCAAGAGGACCUGGAGGAGAGAGUGGACCAGUUGGUUUAACUGGACAACCAGGGGUCGUUGGACCAAGAGGAGAGAAAGGAGGACAGGGUGACAGGGGACAAGAUGGCUCUUUUGGGCCGAAGGGUGACAAAGGUGACAAGGGUGACACAGGACCCAAGGGAACUCCAGGAAUACCAGGAAAUGUCGCCAAUGUUAUCCCUGAGCCUGGUGAGCCUGGAAAUCCUGGAGCGAGAGGAGAAAAGGGAGAGCAGGGGAAUCCAGGAGAGAUUGGUCAACGAGGACUGCCUGGUGAACCAGGCUUUAAAGGACUGGCUGGACCACAGGGCCCUAAAGGAGACAUCGGCCCUAAAGGAGAGACUGGGAGACAAGGAGACCCUGGUCCUCCAGGGUUGCAGGGUACGCAGGGCACCCGUGGAUUGCCUGGCAAUGUGGGCAUCCCUGGAACCCUUGGACCACCUGGAAUAGCUGGACAGAGAGGAGAGAGGGGAGAUUUGGGGAAGGAGGGUCGUGCUGGCCCCCCAGGUCCCCCUGGAGAUGCAGGCAUACAAGGACCCCCUGGCCUACCAGGGAAGGGCAAAGACGGACAGAACGGUGACCCUGGGCAGCGGGGAAUUGAAGGACCUCCCGGACAGAAGGGCCAAUCCGGAUCCCAGGGACUUCAGGGGGUUCCAGGGGACAGGGGUCCACCAGGAGAAGGCAAAGUUGGACCCCCGGGACCUUCAGGGCCCAAUGGUGCAGUUGGAUCACCGGGCAUGAGAGGUUUGCCAGGCGUCGCAGGUACACAGGGACCUGCAGGACACCAUGGUUUACCAGGACGACCAGGAGAGAAGGGAUCCCCAGGAGAGCCAGGAGCAGCAGCAGACUUGUCAGAUUUGAAUCUGAAGGACGUGUGUUCAGACUGCCCGGCCGGACCCCCGGGACAGCCUGGUCUCCCAGGGACACCAGGAGACAAGGGACCCGCUGGACCUCCAGGGAAGAACGGACAGGACGGGUACCAAGGCCAAGCAGGCCCGACCGGACCCGCUGGACCCCCUGGAGCCAACGGAGAGAAGGGUGUGAAAGGUGAUAGAGGACCCCAAGGAGGACCUGGAGACAAAGGUGAAACGGGUCUCACCGGACCCCCUGGCCACCCCGGUGCUGCUGGCAUCAUGGGGAUUCCUGGUAACGACGGUCAACCCGGCCCCAUCGGUCCCCCAGGAGCCCCUGGAGAAAAAGGAAAGGAGGGGAUGAAGGGAAUCCAGGGGCCACCAGGUCUACCAGGCUUAAUGGGUCAAAUGGGUAAAAUUGGCAAAGAUGGCCGACCAGGAGAACAAGGAGAACCUGGUAAACAAGGAGAGACAGGACCACCAGGACAACCAGGUCUCAGGGGAAUGCCUGGCUUCAAGGGUCACAGAGGAGAGCCUGGACAACCAGGUUCAAAGGGUGAAGAUGGAAAGGAAGGACGUAACGGACCGGAGGGUAAACCUGGCCAAGACGGUAAUACUGGACCUCCUGGGCCAGAAGGCCUGGCUGGCCGGAGAGGGGAGAAUGGUAAACCUGGUGAACCAGGACCUUCAGGAAAGCCAGGAGCCCCUGGUACUCCAGGUCAGGCUGGAGCCAAGGGAGACCCUGGGAACCCAGGAUUACCAGGCUUUAGUGGUCCCAAGGGACCGUCGGGUCCUGCUGGUCCGGUCGGCCCAGAGGGGAAACAGGGUAUGUCUGGCAGAGCAGGAGAACGUGGAGUCAAAGGAGAGAGGGGCGACUCAGGUGGGAAGGGAGAUAAGGGACCUGUUGGAGAUCCUGGUAUGCCUGGUAACCAGGGGCUCCCAGGUCGUAAGGGCCACACAGGGAUGAUGGGUAUGUCCGGGCCCCCAGGAGAGUUGGGUCUUACUGGGCCUCAGGGAACACCUGGAAACCCCGGACAACCAGGACCACGGGGAGAGUCACCAUCACUGGAAACAAUGAGAAGGCUGAUCCAGGAGGAACUAGCGAAAGCGCUAGAUGCCAAAAUGGCGUACCUGAUGGCCCAGAUCCAGCCGGCCCAUGUGAAGAGCACGGCAGGUCGGCCAGGACCUCCAGGCCCCUCGGGGAAAGAAGGGAGCGACGGUCGCCCCGGACCACCAGGGGAGCCUGGCAUGCCUGGGCAGAACGGAGGAGACGGCAUGAGGGGACCCAUGGGUCCUAAAGGUGAGAGAGGAUCCAGAGGAGACAAGGGAGAAAACGGAGUUGGACAGAGAGGAGAGACUGGACCAUCAGGUCCUAUAGGACCAGCAGGUAUGCCAGGCUAUGGUAAGGACGGGCAGCCCGGGGCGGCUGGAGCUCAGGGAGAACCAGGGAACCCUGGUCCCCAUGGCCAGGCAGGCCCCAGUGGACCCCCAGGGCAGUGUGACCCCUCCCAGUGUGCCUACUAUGCCAGCCUGGGAGCACGACCCCACACCAAGAACGUCAAGGGGAAUUAAAGAGACAGAGACACACAGAAGGUGCGUCCGAUAUGGCAACAUCUAAAGGGAAUAGGAUGCCACGUCGGACGCAGCCAGAGAGCUACAGGACCCUACCCAAGUCCAGAUAUUUAUGAACUGGGAUGUGUCAGGAUGAACCAAGAACUUUUCUUUCUAUUACGAUGUUUCUUCUCGGUGUGGAGGGAUCUCGAGAGAAGUGUGCUGCCUUUGGGGGGGGGGUAUUGCCUUUGGGGGGGGUAUAUUUGGUAUUGUCAUCAUCAAGAAUUACACAACUUGUUCAAUUUAGACGGACUGCCGUUGUUCUUAUCCGGCUCGAAGGACCAUGUAAAAGACCACCGACUACAGUCAUGCUUACUGGGCUAUGAUGUGGCAGCACGGAACCAGGCCUGGGUCCAAAUAGUAUUUGUUUUCACUUGUUUGAACUUGCCUCACACAAUGGAACCUAUGGAAUAGUCCCCAAAUGUGCAAACCCGGCCUAUCAGCACUUUAGGCAGGCUCAAUCAAACGCUCACAACUAUUUCAAAGAAAACGAAAACUAUCGGUACCCGGGUCUGGUACAAGAUGGAGCCCCAGUUACAGAACGGCCAUUUAACUGACUCCAAAUGAUGCCUUAAUAGUGUUGUCAGUCUCCCAGCGUACACAGUCGUCAGCCUGGAAUGGGUUUAGCAUUAGAUUUAACGUCAGCCCAUUUGUCAGUGUCCACAACAUUGAUCCAGAGAUAGGCAUCUCCUCUGGAGUCAACUGGUAAUUAUCCAGUCAACGAUUUGAUCUACUUUGUUUUUAUUGAUGGGAAGGAAGAUUAGCCUUGGGGGGGGGGGUGACUAAGGCACAAUCUAAAAUAACAAUACUGAGUUUCAUGGAAGGAUCUUUAAUGAGCAUGUGGAUGGAGGUGAAAAACUUCAUGCUUUGUUUUGUUUUGCCUUGCCUGUACGCUUAUGAUAGUGCAAUUGUCUUGAACAAUGACAGCCAGGCCACCAGUACUGGUCAGGGUGAAUACUGAGCUCUUAGAUUAUCUGGGUAUCUUACUAGAAUGUCCACCUUAUUACAAACUAAGAUACUGUGUCAAUAACACAAACAUUUGUGACAGCUUGAAUUGUCUAUUUGUAUGAUGUUCAUUGUUCCUCCACAGGGGUUCAAACCUCAUGAAUGCAUGUAAGGCUGUCAAGUAGACAAAACCCAUAAGACUCUUUCAAAAUGAAAUGUAAAACUUUAAAAGGAAAACUACAUUUCCCCUUUCGUUUCUCAAUAAGUGUCUCUGGUGAUUCCACAGUCAGGCUGUAAACAGUCUGGAGAGAGAAGGUACUAAAAUCACAGCCUUUGUUCCAGUCGUUCCUCAAAAGUUACUUGUUUCCUGGUUUCACGCCACGUUCCCUUCCUCCUGCUUAUUAGUCUGUCGGGGACACUGACUCAAAUAAAGACAUUGUUUUAACUAAUAAGUGCUUGACAAAAUGAGUUCGUUCUUCCCUGUGUUGUAUAUUCUGAUUGGUAAGGUCAGUGAGUAUUCUGUCUGAAGGAUGUUCCUCACUCAACCCCCAUCGGACCAAUUAUACCUUCUCUAAAACUCACAAGACUGAUUGAGCGAGAGAGAGUCAGUAAAAAAAUACAAUAGAUAGCCCACUGCUCACUCUAGGGGAAUUGUUUUGGCUUGAAAAAGGCGAAGAAAUGUAACGCAUCAACGUUGAGGUUCCGAAAUGUUAAUCAGGUCACCAAUGAAGUCAAAUAGAUAUAUUGUCUUUUAGUCUUUACUUAUGGAUGUGAGCCUGGAUCCAGCAUUUAUUUCUAGAACAGCCACAGUGUUCCAGAACACAAGCCAACACCAAGUGUUCCAGAACACAAGCCAACACCCACAGUGUUUCAGAACACAAGCCAACACCAAGUGUUCCAGAACACAAGGCAACACCCACAGUGUUCCAGAAUACAAGCCAACACCAACAGUGUUCCUGAACACAUGCCAACACCCACAGUGUUCCAGAACACAAGCCAACACCAACAGUGUUCCAGAACCCAGGCCAACACCCAGUGUUCCAGAACGCAGGCCAACACCCACAAUGAAAGCACUGCUUGGCCUACACCCACAGUAAAAGCACUGCUUGGCCAACUGCACCUCAGGUCAUUUCAUUGAAGGACAUCCAAAGAGCUCUCCUGAAUAUUUAUAGCUAAACAUAUGUUGCGUAUUGUACUGCAGCCUAUCAAACUAUGCCUCAUGAUCCAUAACAGUCAAAGAGACUGAUGCACUCUUCAAUGACUUGCAUACACUUUACCACCACAUCACAGUGGAGAUGUGUGGACUUGGUUUUGAAUUAGGUGUCAGAAUGACACAGGAGCUAUACUACAGUAACAUAAUGGUUUUGUAAUUGGAAAAUGCUUUUUAGCCCAUUGAUAUGAACCUCAGAAUGUCGUCUGUUUGAUUCCAGUGCUCCGCAUAGCAAAUAUUGCAGAAGGUUCUAGUUUUAUAAUUAUUUGCUUGGCUUGUUUCUUAAUUUCAUAUACAUUUGUGAUUAUUCAAAACAACCAACUGUAUGCAAUUGAUUUAGUUUUUUUGUUCAUUAUACUGUUAAAUGAUUUACAGUUUGAAGUACCUGUAGCCUACCAUAUGUGGAAUGUUAAAAAUGGUUUCACAGUGGUGACCCUUACCUGUUUAUCCUAACAAACUGGUGCUAAAACAUCCUUCAUUACUGCCUGGUAUAUUUGUAAGUAUUGGAAAGGUAUAUUAUGUACUGUAUCAUGUUGUAAUAAAUACCGGAACAGAUCCCUUUUUAUAGAAAAGGCA